Messenger RNA from Ruditapes philippinarum (Manila clam), 1950 nucleotides. RefSeq lists its product as uncharacterized. The coding region runs from base 220 to 1776 and encodes 518 amino acids. The transcript is spliced from 7 exons. Gene Ontology annotation, cellular component: cytoplasm. Gene Ontology annotation, molecular function: biotin--[biotin carboxyl-carrier protein] ligase activity. Gene Ontology annotation, biological process: protein modification process. NCBI's taxonomy places the organism in Eukaryota, Metazoa, Mollusca, Bivalvia, Venerida, Veneridae. The record is from RefSeq and is a predicted model, not a curated record.
AUUAUUAGGAAAUUGAUAAAAUGUUAUCUUCGCUAUUUAUCUUAAUCAGCUGUCCAGUUUAUGCACACACUCGUGUCCUUGCAUAUUGUUUACUUUUACCUGUAAGUACUGAUAUACCUGUAUACUUAUCAGCAAUUUAUCAUAAGUUCACAUACACAUACGGAAAAUAAAUAGUGUAAACAACAGAAAAAACGCCGAUAAUUCUGAAAGGAAAGAAAAAUGACAAGUUUUGAUUUUUCUAUCGCGGAAAAGGAUUUGAAUACAUCCUGCAUUGGUCGGAAAAUUAAUCACAAAGUAGUGACUGUAACUACAAUGAAUGAUGCCGAGGACGGAGCUAGGCAAGGUGAUCCGCAUGGUACAGUAUAUAUAGCAGAUGUAAUGACUGAUGGUAGAGGUACUAAAGGCAGAAACUGGGUGGCAACAAGUAAUGAAAAUCUAUACAUGUCAAUUAUUCUACACAUGCAAUUAUUACAGGAUGAAGAUCCUUCUGUAAGUCGACGUAAAGAAUUCGACAUAGACGUUGCCGGUGCUCUUGCAUCACUGCAAGCUCUGGAAGAAAUUGGUUUGAAGGAGGUGAAGAUCAAAUGGCUUAAUGACCUUUGGGUAAAAGGGCAUAAAAUUCUCGGCGCUCUUACUGAAUAUAAAGGCAAAAUUACAGUUGAUUCCAGAGAUGUACACUUAUAUGUUCUUGGUAUUGGCUUAAACGUUAAUUGCGACAUGCGAAGGGAUCCAGUAAUGCAUCGUAUAUCAACAAGUGUGAUGUGCGAGCUCGGAAGAAGUGUGUCAAGGGAGGUAAUAUUUGCCAAAAUAUGCAACCAUCUUGAACCUCUAUUGAAAAUGGAUAGACAAGAGUUGUUAAAACUAUACAAAUUGCACGAAGCUUUUCAAUGUGGCGACAAAGUGAAAGUUUAUAAGCAGGAUAAUUCAGUUGUUAAUUGCACGUUUAGAGAGGUCAACGACGAUUGGUCUGUGGAACUAAUAGAAGAUGGUCAUUGCACACCCGUUUGUUUUCCAUGUACUGAAAUUUCUCUGCGACAAAUAAGAGCAAAGGUUGUGUACGUAUUAAAUGGGCAAGAUUUUCAUUCUUGGAGUUCAGAAUGUUUGCUGAAAACAUGCAAUAGUCUACUUGAUAUACAAACAUACGAAGUGAAAUCGAUAUCGGCAGAAAAAGUCAACUUUGAUACCAUGACAUCAUGUGCAAUGGUAAUAAUUGGUCAACUUACGUCCGUACCAAAAUCAACGCCAAACUAUAUGACUAUAAUAGAGGAUUAUGUUAAGAAAGGAGGAUCAUGCUUGGCUAUUGGCAAUGCUUGCUCUCUGUUUCAAUCUGAAGAUGGCAAUGAAAUAAAAGGCCAACAUCCUACUCAAGUUCAGGAGGAAAUACCAUCUAUAAUAGAAACAAUUGUAUGUAGUGUGCCCUCUUCAGAACAACGUAAACAACAUGUACAUUUAUGUUUAUUUCAAGAUAAUUGUCAGUUGUUUCCAACACAUUAUACAACAUCAAAUAUUCUUGCAUAUCGUGAUUUAAAUACUAAAGAUGAUAUCAGAGAGAGUGACGGGACACACAUUUGUGAUCAAUGUAUAGACAACUCUACAGAUGUUGUUGUACUUGAUGUAGGAAAGGGCAAGCUUUGUUUGUGUAGGCCUAACAUCGAGAUAUGUUACGCUGACCUUCACGAGUAUUUUCCGAGACUUGAAGAUAAGUCAGGAAAGCUUAAAGACACUGUACAUCAUAGAGAUCUUUUAUUUCAAGAUAUCUUAACAAAACUUCUGUAAACAUGUAAAUGGUAAUAUUCUGAAUAAAGAAACAUCUGCAGAUGUGUUCAUACGGCAGUGAUCAUGGUACCGUCAAUGUGACGAUUCAGUGUAAUUCUAUGACAAGCAGUGUACGUGUAUAUGUUCUCCAAAUAAAGAAAGUGUGUACAUGUUAAGCCAUUAAUGCUGAAUAAA